This is a messenger RNA of Hermetia illucens (black soldier fly), 1352 nucleotides long. RefSeq names its product germinal-center associated nuclear protein. The coding region runs from base 246 to 1289 and encodes 347 amino acids. The record is from RefSeq and is a predicted model, not a curated record. The transcript has 6 exons. Lineage: Eukaryota; Metazoa; Arthropoda; Insecta; Diptera; Stratiomyidae. Gene Ontology annotation, biological process: centrosome duplication; spindle assembly. Gene Ontology annotation, cellular component: centrosome; spindle; nucleus.
AUUUACUUAAAAAUAUCCACUUAAAACGUAACAAUAUUAAAAGCCGAAUUGUAGUAAACGGAUCAUUCACUUAACUCAAGAAUUUCCAAUUAUUUGAUUGGGAAAGAAACACACACCACUCAGAUUUGACAGCAGCAACGACCCAUGUACUUCAACAAGUUGCUGCGUGUGCUGUAAAUGUCAAACAAUAAUUCAGCUGUCGCGAGUUUUGUUUGAUUGAUUUGGCGAAAACAACAAAAAAGGAAAUGACAGAGUUUGUGCAAGGGACCUGUGAGGAUAUGUGUCCGCAGCAUGAAAUAAAAUUGCGGACAAAAGAACAUUUACUACAUUUCUUCGAGCGGAAACAAGGUGAAAAAAAUGUACCAGGUAUAGUGGUAAAAUCAUUCUCUCGUUCAGCGGCUGGUAUCAAAACGCCUCGUAAAUCUGACCUCAGAACGCCAAGAGCGUUGCAAAAGACUGUUGAGUAUCUGUUAAAAGAUAUUCUUAUGGAUAAGCGGAAACCUUUAUGUUUCGUCUACGACUUUAUAUUCGACAGACUGAGAUGUGUUCGUCAAGAAAUUGUUAUGCAGAAUCUCGACACGCUGACCACAAUAAGUUUAUUGGAGCCGACAAUUAUGUUUUUAGCAUAUUGUCGUUAUAGAUUAUGCACAGAAGCAGUAGACAAUUUCGAUCCUGCCAUUUGCAAUCAACACCUUCAAGAAUGCUUGAAGAAGACUCUAUGUUGCUACGAUGAGUUAAGUUUACAAGACGAGCGCCCGUUUACAAUAUUGAUGACGAAAAGACGAAGUUUUAUCGAGUCCUUGUAUCAGCUGUUUAAUCUAGGGUCAUAUGAGGCGCUGCAGAGGAGUUUGAAAGUACCUAUGAAUUUCAGGGAUCCAAUAUUCUGUACAGCGCAACAAAUGUCGCUUGAAAUGUAUAGAAGGAACUACUACAAAGUGAUGAAGUUAAUGGAGGGGUUGCCUCAUAUUCUAGCUGCUAUUGCUUCAUUGAAGUUACCUGUUUUAAGAAGAGAACUAUAUCAAGUUUUUUCAGUAGCAUAUAAUAGCAAAAAUUUAACUGUGCCAAUCAAAUGGCUGCAAACAGGAUUUCUCUACUCAGAUCGGGGUAGUGUUGUGAAUGACUGCAAAUAUUAUGGAGUGGAAGCGCAAUCGGAUGGCGAAUCAGUUAAAUUUUCGAAAGCGGCUUUUCUCUGUGAUAGGAAUCCAAUCAACGCCGUCCACGAAGGUUUUGUCGAAGAAAAAUUGCAGAAAUUAUAUCUACCUGAAGUUUUGUUAUUGAAGAAAUUUUAGUCUUUUUGUUAAUGACGGUUUUCAUCAGAAAAUAAAAAGCUUUUAAGAUUACACAUUGAAAGC